AUGAUGAGUACAUCCCCACCAAGGGCAACAAAUCAAACUACCGUUCGGAAACUCCCACUGGAGUAUUCGAAGGCAAGACCACCAAGUCCGAGGAGAACUUCCGAAGACUUCCGUUCCGAGGAGGUCCCAAGCCGAGACCCCGCUAUCCGUCUGCUUUUCCAGAGAAUCCAGAAGAUGGAAGAUGACCGAACACGGUCCCAGGUUCCUGACUGGGGAAAACUUCGGCCAGGACCAUUCACCGAACGCAUCAAAAAGUCCAGACAGGACAGGGAGGUGCAGCCGUUACGCAUACCAUUUUAUACCGGCGUGGAGGACCCUUUGACCCACCUUCACUCCUUCCAAUCGGUAGUUGGAUGCAAGGGCCUUAGCAACGAGGGGCAAUGCCUGCUGUUCCCAUCAUCCCUUACCGAAGCCGCUCUGAACUGGUUCUACCGUCUUGAGCCAGGGACGGUAGACUCCUUUUGA
Molecule: messenger RNA, 465 nt
Organism: Prunus armeniaca (apricot)
Lineage: Eukaryota; Viridiplantae; Streptophyta; Magnoliopsida; Rosales; Rosaceae
Source: the annotation of a GenBank genome assembly